Molecule: messenger RNA, 2935 nt
Organism: Scylla paramamosain (green mud crab)
Lineage: Eukaryota; Metazoa; Arthropoda; Malacostraca; Decapoda; Portunidae
Gene: Inos
Product: inositol-3-phosphate synthase 1-B-like
Biological process (GO): phospholipid biosynthetic process; inositol biosynthetic process
Cellular component (GO): cytoplasm
Molecular function (GO): inositol-3-phosphate synthase activity
Source: RefSeq, a predicted model, not a curated record
AGGAGUGUUGGCGGCACCGACACAGUACUGGUGGCGGUGGUGGUGGUGGUGGCGGUGGUGGCAGUGGCAGUGUGGCAGUGGUGUGGUGGUGUUGUGGUGUGGCUCGACCCGCAGACCAACCGCGGAGUGGGACGCGCAGGCGCAGGCAAAGAAGGCAGAGAGGGCGCGGCGCUGACGUGUCUUGCCUUGCCUCUGCCUCUCUCGUGCCGCGCGCCACACACCCUCACUACCUGGGGGACUGCCGUGCGAGCCAGGCUGAGCCGCUGUGCCGCCACUACUCCACCGCCCGGCCACCAGCAAGACACACACACACACACACACACGCACACACACUCACUCACUCACUCACCGCCCCUACACACCCACACACCUACAUACACACACAGACAACAUGGCGCCUCACAUCCGCGUGGAGAGCCCAGGGGUUCGCUACACCCAGGAGGCAAUAGAAGCUGACUACAUCUACCACAACACCUCAGUAUGGCGUGACAGCAAGGGGACGCUCGUGGCCACGCCCACCGCCACCACCUACACCUUCAGGACGCCUGCGCAAGGUGGGUAUGUGCCUCGCGUGGGCCUUAUGCUGGUGGGUCUCGGCGGCAACAACGGCACCACAGUCACAGGCGCCAUCCUUGCUAACAGGCACAAGAUGUCCUGGCACACCAAGAACGGCCUCCACCACGCCAACUAUUACGGCUCCAUCACGCAGGCCAGCACGGUGUGUCUGGGAACGGGGCAAGAUGGGCAGGAAGUCUAUGUGCCCAUGAAAGACCUACUGCCCAUGGUGGACCCUGAUGACUUGGUGAUUGAUGGCUGGGACAUCUCAUCGCUAAACCUGUGCGAGGCAAUGAAGCGUGCCAAGGUCCUCGAUUACAACCUACAGGUACAGCUGGAGCCAUACAUGCGGGAGAUCAAGCCAAGACCAUCCAUAUACUUCCCGGAGUUCAUCGCGGCCAACCAGGCGGACAGAGCCGAUAACGUACUCCAGGGAACCAAACAGGAACUAGUGGAUAAGAUCAGAGCGGACAUCCAGGACUUCAAGACGAGUAGCGGCGUGGACAAGGUGGUGGUGCUCUGGACGGCCAAUACAGAGAGGUAUACCGAGGUGACAGAGGAGGUCAAUGGUUCAAUGGAUGCUCUGCUGGCGAGUAUCAAGAGGAAUGAGAGGGAGAUCUCGCCUUCAACGCUCUUUGCCGUGGCGAGCAUUCUUGAAGGGGUGACCUACAUCAACGGGUCCCCGCAAAAUACCUUCGUGCCUGGAGUCAUAGAGCUGGCGCAAAAAAAGAACGUCUACAUUGCAGGGGAUGAUUUCAAGUCGGGCCAGACCAAGCUGAAGUCAGUGCUGGUGGACUUCCUGGUGAGUGCCGGGAUCAAGCCUCGCUCCCUCGUCAGCUACAACCACUUGGGCAACAACGACGGCAAGAACCUGAAUGCCCCGCAGACUUUCAGAUCGAAGGAGAUCUCCAAGAGCGGCGUGGUGGAGGACAUGGUGGCUUCCAACGACAUUCUGUACCGGGAGGGGGAGAAACCUGACCACUGCGUCGUCAUCAAGUACGUGCCGCAUGUGGGGGACAGCAAGCGCGCCAUGGAUGAAUACACCUCAGAGAUCAUGAUGGGCGGCGCCAACACACUAGUCAUCCACAAUACCUGCGAGGACUCCCUUCUGGCCAGCCCUCUCAUUCUGGACCUUGUAAUUUUGGCUGAGCUGUGCGAGAGGAUCAAGUUUAAGACGGAGAACUCAAACUAUCAAAGCUUCCACUCCGUCCUGUCUAUCUUGAGUUACCUAUGCAAGGCGCCGCUAGUCCCACCUGCCACACCUAUCAUCAACUCGUUAUUCCGCCAGAGAUCAUGCAUUGAGAAUAUUCUAAGGGCGUGUCUCGGUCUCUCGCCUUUGAAUCAUAUGUUGCUGGAGUAUAAACACGAGCAGGUGGAGUGUGGCAAGGGGAAGCGCGCGGGCGAGGCUGUGAAGCGGCCGGCUGAGGUGAUGAACGGGUCAGCCAAACACGAGGUGCCGCCACGCAUUCGCCGGCUGUCUGAUGAGAUUGAUAAGUGACUGUCAGGUUGUGGUGUUGUGUGGUGAGGUGGUGAUGGUGUCAGGUUGUGGUGUGGUGUUGUGGUGAGGGUGUGGUGUUGUGGUGUUGUGGUGAUCUCCUUCUCCUUCUUCACGUUCUUGUUCUCUUUCUCUUCUUCAUCCUCUUCUUUCUUCUCCUGUUCUUUGUUCAUCUUCUCGUUCCUGUUCUCUUCGUCUUCCUUCUUCCUCUUCCUCCUCUCGAUGUUUUUUAUGAUAUGUUAUGUUAUGGUGGUCUCCUCCUCCUCCUCCUCCUCCUUCCCCUCCUCCUCCUUCCUCCUCCUCCUCCUCCUCCUCCUCCUCCUCCUCCUCCUCCUCUUCCUUCUCUUUGUUAUUCUCGUCUUCGUUCUUGUUUUUUUUUCCCCUUCCUUUUUGCAUUCUUCUAUCUCUUCUUCCAUGUCUUCUUUGUUCUUCCUCCUCCUCUUCUUCGUUGCUAUUCUCUUCGUCCUUUUCUUCCUCCCUCCGUUCUCAUCUUUUCUCCUUAUCCUUCCUUCAUAUCUUAUACCUCUUCCUCUUCUUCUUUCACCUCUUCCGCCUCCUCUUCCUCUUCUUACACUGCCUCCUCCUUUUACCUCCACCGUCACUUCCUCCUCCUCCUCCUCCUCCUCCUCCUCCUCCUCCUCCUCCUCCUCCUCCUCUUAAACCUCUUAUCUAAAAUGCUUACGAAAGGAGAGGGAGAGAGAGAGAGAGAGAGAGAGAGAGAGAGAGAGAGAGAGAGAGAGAGAGAGAGAGAGAGACCCAGUUCAUCAAUUCUGGUUAUUGUUACUUUGUUAUUGUUUGUCUUUGAGGAGUGAUGAUGAUGAUGAUGAUGAUGAUGAUGAUGAUGAUGAUGAUGAUGAUGAUGAUGAUAGAAUACGACUGAAAUAA